AUGUUGGGGUCACAAAAACGAAAAUAUCCUUGCAUGAAAAUAUCUAAUAAUAAGAAAGUGAACCUAAUAAAAAAACAGUUUUGUGUUGAUGGUGUAGUGUUUGUAGUACUUGUACUUGCCACACUCUUCACAAGAAAAAAACCGUCCUGUAUUACACUGAAUUUUGUCCACAGGAAUGAACACGAAGGAUUGAACGAAAAUGUUCCUACCAAAAUUGAAACACAACAAUUGGUAAAACCUCAGACAACAGUAUACGAGACCUGCAAUGAAAAUUUAGAAACUUUAGUAACAGUGGAACCUCGUUACUUGCAACUCAGUCCAGUAGUUUAUAAAGCAGAGAAACAUGAAACUGUAGAAACACUAAAUGAGAAACAAGAAGAAAUCAACCAGGAGAUAGAAGGAGAAGACGAGCAUUCAGAGGAAAAGUUAUCAACUUGUUAUGGAUGUCAGACCUGUCAGAUGGUAUUCCUUACCGAACAGGAGAUGGUUGUUCACCUAGCAGAGGUUCACCCCGAAGAGGACUUUCAACCAGACGUGCAGAAAAACAGCAAAAAGGACAAAAGGAAGAACUCAAAAAUCGACCAAGAUCUCGUAAACUCCGCAAAAAUUAUUGUCGACGGUAAAAUCUACUACAACUGCAAAGAGUGUGGCAGGUGUCUCCAUUCACCUUACACUUAUGUGUGGCACAUGCGCAUACAUACCGGAGAACGCCCCCACACGUGCCAUCUGUGCGGAAAGUGUUUCAGAGUCUCUCAAGGCCUGGUGCGCCACUUGAAAGAAACCCACCAGGGAAUCAAGAAUUUCCCUUGCGAUUUGUGCGGGAGAAUGUUCGCGACUCGUCGCAACGUAGAAGAACAUCGGAGGAUUCACACCAAUGAACGUCCUUACGUGUGCGAUCUGUGCGGAAAGUCCUUCAAGCAAAAAGCAUCGUUAUUUGUGCACAACCGUUCUCAUACCGACUCGUUUCCGUUCAAGUGUUCAUACUGUGAGCAAGCUUUCAGGACUAAGCCACCUCUGAAGAUACACAUCACGAAACACACCGGGGAGAAGCCCUACCCGUGCGAUAUUUGUGGGAGGCAUUUCAGGAUCAAAUACGAGCUGAAGAGGCAUAGGUUGAUUCAUUCGGAUGAAAAACCUUUCGCUUGUGUCAUGUGCGGAUUGAGUUUCAAACAGAAACGGUACUUGAAGAAUCACAACAAGCUGAACCAUAGUACUCUGGAUACUUAG
Leptinotarsa decemlineata (Colorado potato beetle) is the source of this 1227-nucleotide messenger RNA. RefSeq lists its product as uncharacterized. Gene Ontology annotation, molecular function: zinc ion binding. Lineage: Eukaryota; Metazoa; Arthropoda; Insecta; Coleoptera; Chrysomelidae. Gene Ontology annotation, biological process: regulation of gene expression. The record is from RefSeq and is a predicted model, not a curated record. Gene Ontology annotation, cellular component: nucleus.